This is a messenger RNA of Orbilia oligospora ATCC 24927, 465 nucleotides long. RefSeq lists its product as uncharacterized. The transcript has a single exon. NCBI's taxonomy places the organism in Eukaryota, Fungi, Ascomycota, Orbiliomycetes, Orbiliales, Orbiliaceae. The record is from RefSeq and is a predicted model, not a curated record. Bases 1 to 465 code for a protein of 154 amino acids.
AUGUGCAGGUACAGAAAGUACAUCUAUGUAAACUGCGGCCAUUCGGAGUUCGAGUCACCUCCAUACCUCCCAUGUGUCUCCGAUCCGAACGAGUACUGCUCGCCCGAAACCACCUCGGAUCCCCCCAUCACUCUCAAAAAGAACACUGCCUGCAAUGACCCGGCGUGUGCUGGUCCCGGAGGAGCUCCGUUGUCACCAACUGGACCAGCCGACGGCGGUACCUCAUGGAGCCGUACCAACUCUGGCAACCGCGGUCGGGCCUUGGGACCUGGUGAAGGAGAUCCGGGCGACAGACUUCGGCAUACUGUUUCCACCAAGAUGAAGGUGGCUAAACUGGUCCGAAGUAUGACGAAAAAGCAUAAGGAGAAGAAAGAACAGCAGCAGAACAAUGGAGCUGAUGGCUUCUUGCCUGAUAACCACGGCAGUUACAAUGAGAUCAACGAAAUGGACGAGUUGAAGAAAUGA